CCUCUUUUUCUUUUUCGGUUAUUAUUUAGUGACUUAUUCUGCUGCCUGGUUCUCUUCUGCCCGUGAACAGUUUCCCGUUAGAUUCGUCUAACCGCGCACUGUGUGUGUAUGACUCACUAUUAGGCCGAUCAGUGGCCGUGAACGAACGUCAGCCACACCGAACCUUCUUUUUCUUUCUUCUGCUGUUCCCUAUCUCUUGCCCGAUUUAACCGACAUGGAUAAUUCUACAACACUAGACGACAUGACGAUGGGCUUGGCGCUGAUCACUCGAGCUCAACCUUCUUCCUACCCACCCACCCAACCACCACCACCACUGCAUCAGCGGGGGGUAAAGAACGGGUGGGUUCUUUUAUUCUUUUUCUUGUCGUCUUGGAAACGGCCAUAAGCAGCAAAGACGAGACGAAAGAGGAGGAACAGAGAAAUCGAUAACAACAAGCAGAAAUCUACAUAAUUCAAUCGUGUAAAAGCAAUAAGCAGCAACCCGAAUCGCUGAACAUUUCCGGGGACGAAUAAAGUUCACGAGAUCAAAAUUCUGUUGGCCCAACGGCAAUCGGAUGGAAACGAAGCUGGAUCCAAAGCAAAGAAAAAAGACAAGAGGAAGAACGAAACAAGAGGACGGAAGAAGAGCAGGUGGGGGAGUAGUUACACCACCACCCACCGCACUCAUCGCUCGGAUGAUCCAAUAGAAACCCAAUGGAAAUGUGUAACCAGUUGCAGUCCAUGUUCAGACAAAGGAUCGUCGAGACCUUUUUUUUUCCAUAUUUCAUCGUGCAGUCUUCGCUCAUUGAAAUUCGCUGCAGCAAGUUGCAACAGCUUCGGCCUGAUGGAUGGAACAUCAUGACGACCAUCCGAUAUUCCCACCCAGCAGUGAUGGUGACGGCCUUUGUGCUCUUGACAUUCAUCGUCUCAAAGUCCUACAUCCUCCCAGGGGUCACGGCAGAGUUUUACAUCGGAGAAUAUCAAACGUUUGCCGAUCAUUCCGCUCGGAAUAAAGUGAAAGAGACACAUCCAGUAUUUCGUCCGUACAACAUGAACGACGACAGCGGUGGAGGGAUUGAUGACGACGAUGACGACGAGAGCAACGAAUUGAUCGGGAGAUCGCAGUCGGAGAAGCAGAGCCGCCGCCACCAACAUCGCCAGGGUUCAGUCGGACGAGGAUUGAGCACAUUCAACCCGUUGACGCCGGGCGGAACCAUUUACCUGGCCUUUAUCUUCCUGAUCCCGUUGACGGUGGGCAAAACCGGCUUUGGCCAGGGCAAAUCCUAUUCAAAAACCAACGGUCCACUGGAGCGUUUAAUUGACAAAGUCCAGCAAGACCAGCAGAGCCUUUACAGUGAAAUGGGCUACGUCGACGGAAAUCUCAUGUUGCGCAGAGCCUGGCGCGACAUACGUGACUCGCUGGCCAAGAAGCUGCUCUGGUGGCCGUGGCGACGGCGCCUUCGCGACAUGUCAGACAUGGUCGCCAGUAACAGGAGGAAUAAUGGCACCAACCAUUCCAAUCGGAAAAAGAGGAAGAAAAAGUACUACUACAAGUCCGCAAAAUGACGACCACUGCAGUAAUUAUCGUUAAUUUGUCCUGCUGUUGAUCCCUCCUCCUAUUUAUACAUAAUCUGUAUGCACACAAAAAAAAGAAAAAAGAGCUGGGUCUGUAUCCUUACAGUUACGACAUGGGCGAUGUCUAAGCUAUUUCUGUAAAAAGGGGAAAUAAAAUAAAUAAAAUAAAAAGGUGGAAAGA
This is a messenger RNA of Daphnia pulex (common water flea), 1735 nucleotides long. RefSeq lists its product as uncharacterized. The record is from RefSeq and is a predicted model, not a curated record. The transcript has 2 exons. The coding region runs from base 694 to 1545 and encodes 283 amino acids. NCBI's taxonomy places the organism in Eukaryota, Metazoa, Arthropoda, Branchiopoda, Diplostraca, Daphniidae.